AAAGGAAAAAGAAAAAGUACCACGAAUGGAUCAUUCCAUUUUGACGUACGGAAAAUUCACAAGUUGGCGGAGAUGAGAUUUGAUUGAACACAAGGAAAAAAACAGGGAGAGAAAGAAUUUACCCGACACCAUAUUGUGUUCAGGAAGAAAGCAAAAAAUGCAGCUGGCCAAACUUGACGAUUCUCCCAUGCUUCGCAACCAAAUUGAGUGCUUGGAGGAGAAUGCUGAGUCAUUGAAGGAAAGAACAAUGAAGUUCUACAAAGGCUGCCGAAAGUACGCAGAAGGACUUGGAGAGGGAUACAAUGGAGAUGUUGCUUUUGCAAGCGCCCUUGAAGCUUUUGGAGGCUGCCAUAAUGAUCCUCUUAGUGUUGCUUUUGGGGGUGCUUUGAGAGAAAUUGGGACAUACAAGGAAACCCUUCGGGCAGAGGUAGAGCACGUUCUAACUGAUAGGUUGCUACACUUUGUUGAUGUUGAUCUGCAUGAUGUCAAGGAAGCCCGAAAACGUUUUGACAAGGCUAUCCCUAUGUAUGACCAGGCACGUGAGAAAUUUCUAUCAUUAAGGAAAAGUACUAGAAUGGAUAUAGCUCAAGCCACAGAGGAGGAACUUCACAAUGCAAGGUCCAUAUUUGAGCAAGCCCGGUUCAAUCUGGUCAGUGCUAUCUCUAAUGUCGAGGCAAAAAAGAGGUUUGAGUUUUUGGAGGCUGUCAGUGUAACAAUGGCUGCACAUCUUCGUUUCUUCAGACAGGGAUAUGAGCUAUUGAAUCAGAUGGAGCCUUAUAUUAACCAGGUCUUGGGUUAUGCACAACAGUCAAGGGAAAGUUCCAACUAUGAGCAAGCAUCUCUUAUUGAAAAAAUGCAAGACUACAUAAGGCAAAUUGAUUACAAAAAUAAACAGGCUCUAAAUGGAUCUUAUGCUUCUCCCAGUGAUGUUGGUAUGCAACCUUUCAAUAGAAAAUCGCAUAAAGAGAUAGAAGCAGUUAUGCAAUCUGCUGCAAAGGGAAAGGUUCAAACCAUUCGACAAGGAUAUCUUUCAAAACGUUCCUCAAAUUUGAGGGGUGACUGGAAGAGAAGGUUCUUUGUUCUUGAUAGCCGAGGCAUGUUGUACUACUAUCGCAAACAAUGGAACAGGUCAUUUGCAGGUGGGAGUCAACAUUCCAAUGAGCCUGGUUCUGGGCUGCUGAGUCGCUGGCUAUCUUCUCAUUACCAUGGUGGUGUACAUGAUGAGAAAUCUGUCACACAGCACACUGUGAACUUACUGACAGCAACAAUAAAGCUUGAUGCAGAUCAGUCAGAUUUGAGGUUCUGCUUCAGGAUCAUUUCACCAACAAAGAACUAUACUUUGCAGGCAGAGAAUGCACUGGAUCAAAUGGACUGGGUUGAAAAGAUAACUGGAGUAAUAGCUUCUUUGUUGAGUUCCGACGCACUUGAAAGGCGUCUCUCUGGUUCUUCAACUGGAAGCAGCGAUCAACAGCCUGCUAACCAAAGUGGUUCACCAGGAAGUUCAUCUCAUUUGGAUCAGACUGUAAUUGAAGAGCAUGCGUCUAAGAAUCUUACUUCUGGAAAUUAUGCGCGUGCAUCUAGAAGUCUGCAACAGCGAAAAUGCAGUGGAAAAAAUGAGAAGCCAAUUGAUGUGUUGAGAAGAGUACGUGGGAAUGACAAAUGUGCUGAUUGUGGUGCACCUGAACCGGAUUGGGCAUCCUUAAAUCUGGGUGUUCUUAUCUGCAUCGAAUGCUCUGGCAUUCACCGUAAUCUUGGUGUGCAUAUAUCAAAGGUUAGAUCACUGGUACUUGAUGUGAAAGUGUGGGAACCUUCUGUCCUGACAUUGUUCCUGGCACUGGGUAAUAACUACGCAAAUUCAAUCUGGGAGGACUUGUUGAAUCCAAGCACUAGUUCUCAAGCUGAUGAUACGCCUGUGGAUUCCCCGACAUCUGAUAAAUCCAAACUGUCGCUUAUGAGCAAACCUGGUCAUGAUGAUCCUAUUUCAGUGAAGGAGAUAUUCAUUCAUGCAAAGUAUGCAGAAAAACGUUUUGUUCACAAGAUAAAGGACAGUCAGCAUCUUCGUUCAAUUGCACAAAAAAUGUGCAGAAGUGUGCGUUAUAAUGACAAGAAAGCAGUUUACCGCAAUAUUGUCAGUUCUGAAGUUGAUGUCAAUGCUAUCCAUGGGAAAGCAUCAUCUAACACGUUCUUAACUCUAGCUGAAGUAAUGAAGUUGCAAGAGCAGGUCAGCGUCGAUAAUAAAUUUGAUUUCUUAGUAGAUAGUUCUUUGGGUAAGGCGUCCUCAAGCUCUUCAGACAAACCCAGUACAACCGAAGAUCAGUCCAUUGAGGGGUGUCAUGAUGGUUGUUCGCUACUUCACCUUGCAUGCCAAGCUGCAGACAUUGGUAUGGUGGAGCUACUUCUACAGUAUGGAGCAGACAUAAAUGCUUCUGAUUCUAUGGGUCAGACCCCUCUGCAUCAUUGCAUCAUCAGAGGGAGAACUGCAAUUGCAAAAAUACUGCUGAAAAGGGGAGCUGAUCCACAAGCUGUUGACAAGGAAGGUAAAACCCCUCUUCGGCUCGUAGCUGAAUCAACCAUUGAUGACAGCGAGGUCCUAGCACUCUUAAAGCAAACAAACAGAUGACAUUCUGAACAAGGAUCACUGGAAAGGCCAACAAUAUCUGCAUUUUGAAGACGAUGCAAGAGCCUUGUAUUAUAUUUCAGAAAAUUGCAGCCAAUUCCUUGUCUCCUAUAAGUAAAUCCUCAUGCAGGCAGAUUAACUGAGUCAUGCACCCCUUUUCACCAUGGACCUUGAAAGCGUACAUAUCCAUGGAAGGCUCCAUUCUUCAGGACUCCAUGAAGCAAGGUGCUGUAUCUGUGUUCAUCCUUUCCCCAACUUUUUGAUUUGAUUUUUGUUCCUAUGAGGAUUCUUAGGAGUUUACAGUGUAUAAUAUCACAGCUCAACUCUAUCGCAUCCCCAACCCCAUGCUGCCCUUUUGCCAUUAGAGAUAAGGCCAGGAACCACCAUCUUCCCGUAUUUGCUAACCAUUUUGAUCCUGUGUUCCCAUGAAAGCAUGGUAUUCACCUCUCAAGUUAGUCCGAAUUGACUUGAUUUUAAGCCAAGUUGUAACACAACCUAUGUUUUUGAACUUUUCACAAGAGAUGAAUCUAUGUAAAUUUAGAGAAAGCAUCAAUAAAAUGAAUACAAUAACGG
Vitis riparia (riverbank grape) is the source of this 3190-nucleotide messenger RNA. RefSeq names its product ADP-ribosylation factor GTPase-activating protein AGD3-like. The record is from RefSeq and is a predicted model, not a curated record. The coding region runs from base 158 to 2620 and encodes 820 amino acids. NCBI's taxonomy places the organism in Eukaryota, Viridiplantae, Streptophyta, Magnoliopsida, Vitales, Vitaceae. The transcript is spliced from 19 exons. Gene Ontology annotation, molecular function: GTPase activator activity; protein binding. Gene Ontology annotation, cellular component: cytoplasm.